UUCCAAGAAAAACGCUCCUAUUGAUAUUGAACAGUUGAACUAUAGUGAUAUAAAAUAAAAGUUUUGUUUUGCUUUCUCAGAAUUGUUAUAAUAAUGAUUUAAAAAGGUGUUUCUGACAGCUACACCAAAAGUAAUUUGUUAACAAAAAAACAUGACAUAAUAAUUUAUUAUUAAUAAAAUAUAUCUCUUCUUAAUAAUAAUUAUAAAAUAAUUAAUUAUAAAAAUUAUAUUUUGAGAACUUUUUAAAUUGAUAUUAAUAAUCAAGAUGGUCAUAUAUGGUGUUUAUAUUGUUUCAAAAUCGGGAGGUUUAAUUUUUAAUCAUGACCAUAAUGUACCAAAAGUUGAAAAUGAAAAAGUAUUUAAUUAUCCACUUGAUAUAAAAUUAUCAUAUGAGAAUAAAAAAACUGUUGUUGUUUUUGGUCAAAGGGGUGGAAUUAAUGUGGGACAUGUAUUGACAGCUGCAAAUGGUGAACCAGUGACAGGAUGUGAACUUCCAGAUGGAAGAAAUAUAAUGGAGCUACUGGAUAAACAGGAAAACUUUCCAAUAACAUUAAAGUUUAGUCGAGCUAAAAUGACAACAAAUGAAAAGAUUUUUCUUGCAUCAAUGUUCUAUCCACUGUUUGCAAUUGCCAGUCAAUUGAGUCCAGAGCCACGUUGUUCUGGAAUUGAAGUUCUAGAGGCAGAUACGUUUCGAUUAUAUUGUUAUCAAACUUUGACUGGUGUUAAGUUUAUAAUUAUAGCUGAACCCUUACAAACUGGAGUUGAAGUACUAACAAAGAGAGUAUACGAAUUGUAUGCGGAUUAUGCAUUAAAAAAUCCUUUCUAUUCCUUAGAAAUGCCAAUUAGAUGCGAACUUUUCGAUACAAGUCUACAGUUACUAUUGGAAUUAGUUGAGAAAUCAGGUGCAAACAGUGCUUGAAUGCUUGAAAAUAACUACUUCAUAUUUUGUAAAUAUUUAUGUGUUGAAAAUAAAAUUUUUAUAAUUUAAAA
Leptopilina heterotoma is the source of this 990-nucleotide messenger RNA. It is a transcript of the gene Trs23, whose product is annotated as trafficking protein particle complex subunit 4. Lineage: Eukaryota; Metazoa; Arthropoda; Insecta; Hymenoptera; Figitidae. The record is from RefSeq and is a predicted model, not a curated record. The transcript has 2 exons. Gene Ontology annotation, biological process: endoplasmic reticulum to Golgi vesicle-mediated transport. Bases 266 to 919 code for a protein of 217 amino acids. Gene Ontology annotation, cellular component: TRAPP complex.